This is a messenger RNA of Quercus lobata, 1371 nucleotides long. RefSeq names its product lipoate--protein ligase 1-like. The record is from RefSeq and is a predicted model, not a curated record. The coding region runs from base 462 to 1271 and encodes 269 amino acids. NCBI's taxonomy places the organism in Eukaryota, Viridiplantae, Streptophyta, Magnoliopsida, Fagales, Fagaceae. The transcript is spliced from 4 exons. Gene Ontology annotation, biological process: protein modification process.
UCUGAUUGGGUGCCAAACUCUCUCUGGGUUUAACUUUGUACUACUCACUUCUGGUUCUCGCUCAACCCAAGCUCUUCCCUUCUCUCUGACCGAACCCAAAAACCCAAGCUUGAAACCCAUCUGCUCUCCGUUUUCAUCUCAAAAACCGAAGCUUCAAGGGAGUUCUUGAGUCGGCGUUCAGAUCGGAUUGAGUCGGCGUUCUUGGGCGUCAUUCUUGAGUCGGUGUGGUCGGUGUUCUUGGCUGGGCCGCUGGUGUGGUGGUCAUCGGAGAGGCUGUGGUGGGUUUUGGAUGGUGGAUGCUGUUGUGGUUUUGGGCUUGUGAUUUUGAUUUUAAAAAAACUUUGAACCAGAAAAUUUAAACCAAAAAAAAAUACAAAGAAUUUGUGAGAGAGAGAGAGAGAGAGGAAAUUCUGUGAGACUGUUGUGGAGUUUGCAAGAGAAGUAGAGAGAAGGGUGGCAAAAUGGGAAUUCCUGGUAAAAUUGGGGUUCCAAUGAUGAAUCUGGUUAGGCUGAAAGGGGUGCCAAUUCUGCAGCAAUUACAUCUAGAGGAGCGUUUGCUUCGGACAUCGUCCCACAAUUGGUGCAUCAUUAACGAUGGUACCAAUCAACCUACUAUUGUCAUGGGCGUUUCUGGGAAGCCUGCAGAACUUCUCGAAAUUGAAUCUGUGUUAUGUGAUCAGAUUCCGGUUGUGAGAAGAUUUACCGGGGGAGGUACUGUCCUUGUUGAUCCUGGCACAAUAUUUGUCACUUUCAUAUGCAACAAAGAUGCUGUUGCUGGCGUACAACCAUAUCCUCAGCCUAUUAUGUCUUGGAGUGGCGCAUUGUACAACAAAGUUUUCCAAGGAAUUGGGGAUUUCCACCUUCGUGAAAAUGAUUAUGUAUUUGGUGACCGCAAAUUUGGUGGGAAUGCUCAGUCAAUUACUAAAAACCGGUGGAUCCACCACACAUCUUUUUUAUGGGACUAUGAGGUCCGGAACAUGGCUAACCUGAAACUUCCUGCAAGAGUUCCUGAAUAUCGACUGGCAAGGGGUCAUUUGGAAUUCAUAUGCCGUAUGAAGGAUUACCUGCCAAGAUCAGUAUUUAUUGACAGAACCAUAGAGGCUACUAAAACCCACUUUUCCUUAAGAUCAACAGACUUAGAAGCCAUUGAGACUUCUGCAAAUACAAAAUUUUGCCCCUCAACCAGGCUAUUGACUAUGCAGGAACUGGAGACAGCAGCAAAAUUUGCUUCUCAGUCUAAGGUUUCUCUCUCUCAGUCAUUUUCAUUGUGAUAACAAGUGCUAACAUUGCAGGAAGUCCUAAUUCCCCCCCUUUUUUUCUCCCAUAAUUCAUUGGAAUAAUCAUAAUACUUGGCAUGAGCCAUUGGCAUUA